GUGUCUGCCGCGGCCCUUACCCGGAUGGAGGAGUAAAAGAAUUGACAAUAAACACAUCUCGUAUGCCUCCGUCAAAGUGAAGCUGCUGGUGAAACAGGCUGAGACAUCACAUCAUCAAUGAUACAGUUCUUUUAGGAAGGUGUAGUGAAAGGCUUUGCAGUCGCUGUCAGCGGUCCGGACCCGGAGAAAUGGAGCAUAUUCGCACCCCGAAGGUGGAGCAGGUGCGUCUGUUGGAUCGCUUCAGCAACAAAUCCACGAAUGGCACACUGUACCUCACGGCCACACAUCUCAUCUUCGUGGAGAGCAGCUCGAACAACUCGGCCUCUGCAGGACAGGAGGUCUGGAUAUUGCAUCACCACAUAGCGUCUGUGGAGAAGCUCUCCUUGACCACCACAGGUUGUCCUCUGGUCAUCCAGUGUCGCAACUUCCGGGUGGUUCAUUUUGUGGUUCAGCGAGAAAGAGACUGCCACGACAUUUACAGCUCUCUGCUGCGUCUCCUACGGCCGGUCUCCUAUGAGGAGCUCUAUGCGUUCUCCUACAACCCCAAACAGAAUGACCAACAGAGAGAGGAAGGAUGGCAGCUCAUCGACCUGGGGGCGGAGUUUGAGAGGAUGGGCGUCCCCUGCGACCAAUGGCAGCUCACCGACGUCAACAGAAACUACAAGGUGUGUGAGACAUAUCCAAAGGACCUGUACGUUCCCAUCACAGCCAGUAAGCCUAUCAUCGUGGGGAGUUCCAAGUUCAGAAGCAAAGGACGCUUCCCUGUACUCACAUACUUCUACCAGGAAAAGAAGGCGGCAGUGUGUCGGUGCAGCCAGCCUCUCUCUGGCUUCAGUGCACGAUGCUUGGAGGAUGAAAGCAUGCUGCAGGCCAUCAGCAAGGCCAAUCACAACAGCCGAUUCGUCUACGUCAUGGAUACCCGGCCAAAGUUGAAUGCGCUCGCUAAUCGUGCAGCGGGUAAAGGUUAUGAAAACGAGGACAACUACUCCAACAUCCGCUUCCAGUUUGUCGGCAUUGAGAACAUCCACGUCAUGAGGACCAGCCUGCAGAAACUCCUCGAAGUGAUCGGGACUCGGUCUCUGUCCAUGAGCGACUACCUGGUUGGCCUGGAGAGCAGUGGCUGGCUGCGGCAUAUCAAGGCUGUUGUGGACGCAGCCGUCUUCCUCACCAAGGCGGUGACCUUGGAAGGAGCCAGUGUGUUGGUUCAUUGUUCAGACGGAUGGGACAGAACGGCCCAGGUCUGCUCUCUGGGAUCCCUGCUCAUGGACCCGUACUACCGCACCAUCAAGGGCUUCAUGGUUCUGAUCGAGAAGGACUGGAUCUCCUUCGGCCACAAGUUUGCCGACAGGUGUGAUCAGCUGGACGGGGAUCCAAAAGAGGUGUCUCCCAUCUUCACCCAGUUCCUGGAGUGUGUCUGGCAGCUGACGGAGCAGUUCCCGCAGGCGUUCGAGUUCAGCGAGUGGUUCCUGCUGCAGAUUCAUGAGCACGUCCACUCGUGUCAGUACGGGAACUUCCUGGGCAACAAUCAGAAACAGAGAGAGGAGCUGCAGCUGAGAGAGCGCACUCACUCACUCUGGGCUUUUCUGAUGAGCGAGAGACAGAACUACUUGAAUCCGUUCUACAGCCCGGCCUACGCUGAAGCGAAGCCUGUGCUGACACCUUCAACUCUGCCCUACAACUUCAAGUUCUGGAGGAACAUGUACCACCAGUUUGAUCGCUCCAUGCACCCACGCCAGUCCAUCCUGAAAACUGUCCUGACUCUGAGGGAGAACAGCUGCAAGGUCGAGAGCACGCUGCACGCUCUGGAGAAUCGGCUCCAGCAGCUCGGUGUGACCCCCAUCGUGACCUCUGACCCCCCUGCACCGCCCCCCACCAGAGAUCAGCGCUCAAGCGCCCUCCCGCCGCGCCCCGACUCGCUCAUUCUUGGAGCGCCCGUCAACCACAAAGAAGUGCAGCGACAGGAGGACUGCAACGAGGACGAGCAGGAGGAGGUGGGCGAGGAGGCCACAGAAAGCUUCGACACAGAGCGGACAGUAGAGGGCAGCAGCGGCACCGAGAGCAGGAAGCAGAGCUACGGAGAGCUGGACGGGACAUACGGCAGCGAUUUGGCCAAAGAGGAGCCAGCUGUUGUGAGCCUGGAGUUCGGAGUGGCACGCAUGACCUGCUGAGACCAAACAGGUGGAUUGUGGGAUACUGAGGGAUGGGAGCUGGAGAGAGUGAGAGGGCCGACUGAGAGAGUGUGUGUGCGUGAGGAGGGGAAGCUCUGUGUGUGAUAACGUGUUGAUUACGCAAUGGCCCUGAUUGGGCCGACAGAUGAAAGUGUAUGUGUGUGUAUAGUCUCAAUGUUUAUGGGAAGCCUCAUUAUUAUGUCUAAAUGCACCUAUAGGACAAAGCUUGUUUUUUUAUGAAUGUUGAAAGCACUAUAAAGAAUUAAUGAAUAGAAUAAGAGAAUAAAUUCAUCUCCAACAAA
Messenger RNA from Notolabrus celidotus (New Zealand spotty), 2470 nucleotides. It is a transcript of the gene mtmr6, whose product is annotated as myotubularin related protein 6. Gene Ontology annotation, cellular component: nuclear envelope. Gene Ontology annotation, biological process: dephosphorylation. The transcript has 15 exons. The record is from RefSeq and is a predicted model, not a curated record. Lineage: Eukaryota; Metazoa; Chordata; Actinopteri; Labriformes; Labridae. Bases 189 to 2168 code for a protein of 659 amino acids. Gene Ontology annotation, molecular function: phosphatidylinositol-3,5-bisphosphate phosphatase activity.